Messenger RNA from Setaria italica (foxtail millet), 2572 nucleotides. RefSeq names its product programmed cell death protein 2-like. Gene Ontology annotation, cellular component: cytoplasm. The coding region runs from base 1152 to 2264 and encodes 370 amino acids. The transcript is spliced from 7 exons. The record is from RefSeq and is a predicted model, not a curated record. Lineage: Eukaryota; Viridiplantae; Streptophyta; Magnoliopsida; Poales; Poaceae.
AAGAAAUCUGCAAUUCCAGUACGCACGUACAGGACAAGCCAAAAUUUGCAAGCUCUGCCAGUCUGCCUGCUGCCGAGCCUGCUCUCCCUCCUGCUCUGCCUGCUGCCGUCCCUCCCUCCCUCCUGCUCUGCCUGCUGACGUCCGUCCCUCCCUGCUGCCCACCGCGCCUCCCUGGCCUGCUGCCCUCCGCCCGCCGCGGCCCCUCCCUGGGCGCCGCGCUCCCAGGUGCCGCGCUGCGCUCCCAGGUGGCCGCGCCGUGCCUCCCGGCUGGCCGCACCGCCUGCACUGCAGCCUCUAUUCUUCGCCGGCGCUGGAGCAGGAGGCACCGGAUCUAUUGGUGGAGGCAAGCACCGGAGUUGAAGCGACAGGAUCCUGGGGAAGCGGCGGCGGGAGGAGGAACGGGAGGAGCAGGGGCUCGGGGGAGGAAGAGGAACGGGAGGAGGAGGGGGUAUCGGUGGUAAAUGAGUCGAUUAUUCUCGUACCGCGAGGGGGCACGCGCGUUUUGACUGAAGGCAAGCUGCGGUGGGGAAUGGGGCAUGGCGGGGCGCUACCGCGCUGCGGUCGUCGCGGCCCGUUCGGCGCGAUUCUGGCGACGCGCUGCCGCACCGCGCCGCCAACGCGGUUCCAAACAGGCCCGGCGUGAGCAAACGGUGGAAGCAGCAGGGACAAGCAAGCCGGCGUGCCGCCGUGGCGGGACUGACAGCGGUACCGUGGUCGCCGGAGGGUGAGGAGAUGAGAUCAUGAGAAGGCUUUUUUUCAUUCGAAGUACUGCCGCCUGUGAGAAAGUAACAUGGGCUGCAUCAAGCAAUGGGUCUUACUUCCCUUAAGCAGCCCGCCCGACUCGCGCGCUUCUUUUUGAGGCCCAUUCAGUUCACAAAAGGACCUCUCUCUCUCUCUCUCUCUCUCUCUCUCUCUCUCUCGUUACAGGGCUCCCCGCGGCGGCCCAGCCAUGCUCACACUCCACUCUCCCUCCAGUUCUCUUCUCCCACGCCGUCGCCGCCUUUAACCUUCCCCACAGCUCCACGCGCCUCUCCUCUCCCCGCCGGUCGCCGGAGAGUAGCGGGGGACUCGUGCUUCUUGCGUUUUGACGGUUUCUCCUUAUCGCUGAGCUUCUAUUUACCGGGGAAGAGUAGAGAAGCAGGUAGGUUGGUAUGGUGGAGGAGGUGCAUCUAGGUCUUCCAGGUCCCUGGGCGGCGGACUACCGGGAGAAGGCCGACCACUACACCACUAAGAUCGGUGGAGUGCCCGAUUGGCCAACUGGUGAUACGGGCAUUAAGCCUGAAAUGCUUCAGUGCAGCUUAUGUGGAGCCAAGCUUUGUCUUGUUGCUCAGGUAUAUGCCCCUGUGGUGAAGCUAAACAUUGAGGAGAGGACAAUAUAUGUGCUUGCUUGUCCGACACCAGAAUGUGGGCCUAAGCCUCAGAGUUGGAAGGUCCUAAGAGUUCAAAAAUGCCGUAGUGUUGAGCAAACAGAAGGUGAUGGUGAUGAAUUAGGUCAAGCGACUGGACCUUCUUCUACAAGUAUUCCAGAAGAACAGAUUGAUAAAAAUACGAGUCUUGAUAUCAACGACGAUGAUUUCGAUCUAGAUGCCUUAGCCGAAGCGCUUGAGCAAGCUGCGGCAUUGGCAUCUAACUCAAAGAAGAAAAAUAAACCAAAGCGUGCUAAUGCCCCUAUAAAACGUCCUGUAUUAAAGGAGAAAGCAAGUGAUCUGAGCAUACCAGUUCUUCCUUGUUUUUACAUAUACUAUGAUAAGGAACAAUACCAGGGCAAAGGUGCUGUGGGUUCAAGUAGCAACGAAUUGGUUCUAGACAAAGAAAUAAUAGACGCAACAAAUGAUGAAGAAGAAAAAUGGGAAGGAGAAAAAUAUGAGUAUGAUAAAGCUAUUGGUGCUGACAGAACUUUCUUAAAAUUCAAGAAGCGGUUGGAUGCCUAUCCUGAGCAAUGCUUUAGGUAUUCUUAUGGUGGCAAGCUACUGUCAGCGGCAACAAAAUUACAAGAUGCUGGCACUUGUAGGCUUUGUGGCUCAUCACGGCAGUAUGAAUUGCAAUUGAUGUCUCCAUUAUCAUACUUUCUCCAUCAGGCUGGUGACGGUUCCUCAAAUUAUGCACCCAGCAGCUGGACUUGGCUGACUCUUAUCAUAUACACUUGCUCAAAGAGCUGCUGUCCGUCCUCGUGUGGUGGAAAGCCUUGCAGCUGCUGCUGGGGUGUAGCUGAGGAGGACAUAGUGAUUCAGGAGGAUGAAGCCGUCAAGAACCUAAUCUGCUGAUUCCUGGUAACUGUGUGAUGUACGGCUUUAUUGACUGUCGGUUUAGAAGCCGUUCAGCUAUUGCUGGGAAGUAGACAAAUAGUGGGAGGAGAUCAUGGUCCACGAAGGAUGAAGUUCUAUCGGGAUCUAAUUUGCUGGGAAACACCAACCCUGGUUUGAGUGUGUGAUAUAUAUACAGUUCUUAUUGCCGUUUCCUGUUGUUACAGUUGAAAAGCUAUCAGCAAUUUUGUGUAUCUCCUUCUGUUUUACUAGAGUGUCCUGCAAACUGUCAAAAACAAAAUACGAUCGUCUUGCAUGGACAUUAGGCA